UUAAUGUGGGAUCAUCUUUAUCAAAACUUUAGUUGCUAUGGUAAUUUUUGUAAGGCUUGUGGUUCCGCUCCAUGAGCCAAUGUGCAAUCACGAACCCGCCCACUUCAGGAAUCAACCGAGGCGAAGGGACCAAUGGAAUGACAGAGAUUAGAAACGACUGGAUCGAAGGACCAAUCAGAAACAGAGGAGUAACACGCUACUCCACACUGACCACUGACGUCUACCGCUGCUGAAAUACUGACGGAGGAACGUUAACCAAAAUGUUUCUUCGCGUCUUAGAACUCAUAUAUUUCUUUUACUUUUUGUCCCACAUUCCAAUUACUCUCAUGGUUGAUCUUCAACCUUUACUUCCUGAACAUCUGUAUCCAUCCGAGCUGAAAACCCUGUUGCAGUGGUAUGCUGCCGAAUUCAAAGACCCGAUGAUGAUGGACCCCCCUGUGUGGUUCAGAUCUUUUGUAUUCUGCGAGGCUCUCGUGCAGCUGCCCUUUUUCCCAAUUGCGGCAUACGCCUUCAUGAAGGGUGGCUGCAAAUGGAUCAGGACUCCAGCAAUCAUUUAUUCUGUUCAUGUGGCCACCACUCUAAUCCCCAUUUUAAGCCACGUCCUUUUUUAUAACUUUCCACUGGCGCCGCAUCCAGGACCCCAAACUCUGAAAGAGCGUCUGACCCUGGUGUCCAUUUAUGCUCCGUACCUCAUCAUCCCUGUCAUGAUACUGCUUACCAUGCUCUUCAGCUCGACGUAUAACUCCGCUUCUCUGAAAGGAAACGCUUCCUCAAAGUCCAAGAAACAACGGUAGAUGCAGUUCAUCCCUUCUAAACAUUCAUCUUAUGAUGAGUGUAUAGAUGGAUGUAUUCAUUAUAGUUGUUGCUAGUAAUUACAUGUGAUUAAGUAUUUUAAUAUGUGCCAGGAUAUUUGAUAAUUGCAUGUAGCUUUUACUUUAAUUUAAAAUUGUAUUACAUUUUUUGACAUCAUGUAAUUGUUUACUGAUCAUAACAACACAUGUAAAUGCAAAAUAUAUUUUUAUUCAAAAUGUUCUUCAAAUCUGUAUAAACUUUGUCGCAUAUUGAGGUUACACACUUGAUGAUCUAAAUGGUAAAUGUAAACAAACAAUAAAUGAAUUUUGUUUUAAAUAGUUUUCCCUAACUUCUACAGAAAAUAUUUUGGUUGUGGUCCCAUGAGCAUAUGAGAAAAAAAAUGAAUGCAUUUUUCAAUCAGACACAAACAGCAGUCAAAAUACAAAUCAUACAAAAAAUAAACAAUUUAACCGA
Messenger RNA from Cyprinus carpio (common carp), 1266 nucleotides. RefSeq names its product transmembrane protein 97 (gene tmem97). Gene Ontology annotation, cellular component: endoplasmic reticulum. NCBI's taxonomy places the organism in Eukaryota, Metazoa, Chordata, Actinopteri, Cypriniformes, Cyprinidae. The record is from RefSeq and is a predicted model, not a curated record.